AUGAGUAACACGACAUGUACAAAUCAAAACCUCAAUGUUAAACAUGUUGCGACACUAUUCGAAGAAGUUCAAAGUCGCUAUGUGAAGAAAUUAACCAGUAUCGAUGAGAAACAUAUUACGGCUGAUGACCGACACAAGCAAAAACUAGCCGUUUAUGAAAGUUAUGUAAAAGAUCUCUCGAUUCAAACACGAUUACUUUUGCAAAGCCUUGAUGAGCUUGAAAAAGAAGCAAAUCAACGUGUUACUUUGCUUGAAAGUAAAUUGAAGAAAGCUCACGCUUCUCUGCAGCAACAUCAUCUAUCCGACGUCUCAAAAACUGUCAACGGUGUCGAAUCAGAAAAAUGGAAAUUGAGUCAUGAGAAUCUCGAUUUAAAACACGAUCUUGAUUCGUUAACAUCUUUCAUCAAUUCAGCGAAACGAACUGGAAAAUGGGAUACAAAACGCUUACAAUUGAAAACUAUUCCAGCCGAUACGAUCAUCGGAGUGACCAAUGAUGAACUUUACAAUACUAUUCCCUUGCAUAGAGAAAUUCAAUAUCGUGACGAACGUAUUCAGGUUUUACAAGCCGAAAUCGACCAAUUGAAAAAAGCUCAAGAUGAAUUAACUCUCCAAGCAACGAAUAAACAUUCAACUUUUUCCUCUUAUACUGGAGAUGAUGACUUAAAAGGACAGAAUCUUGUUCUGUCGAAAAAAGUCGAAGAUCUUCGUACAAAACUGGCGGAAGAAUGUCAAAAAUCUGAAACAGUCAAGAUGGACAUUCGCGUUAAAACAAAUGAAUUGAAAGAACUUCAGGAAGAAUUAAAGCAAAGCAAACAACGUUCCGACGAACAUAUUCAUGAUCUAUCAACAAAAUUAAGAACAAUCUCCGAUCGGCAUCGCGAAUCAACAGCUAUACUUAACAAUGAUAUCAAAACAAAGAAACAACAAAUUGAACAAUAUGUUCAACAAAUCGAACAGAUUGUUAAUGAAAAAGUUCAAUUAGAAAAUGAAUGUAGUGAUCUUCAACGACAAUGUCGCGUGAAAGAUUCCAUCACAACAGAUCUUGAAGAACAAAUACGUAAUCUUCAACACGAAAUAUCAUCUAAUAAUACAGCAGCGCUUCCUAUUCAACCGAUUGAAUCAACUGUAUCGAAAGUUGAAUACGAGAAACUCGAUCAAGAGUUGCAUUCAACACGAAAACGGCUUGACGGACUUGUCUCUGAACUUAAGACAAAAGAUGCAUUAGUCAACAAACUUGAACAGGAUCUUCGAUUUGCCAAGAAGAUGCAUGAUGAACAAUUAGAACAACAUUAUCAAACAAGUUCAACUGAUACUGAACAGUUGCAUUCAGAAAUUCGCUCGUUAAAACGUCUUUGUGAAGAAAAAGAUGAGGAGCUCGAUAAGCGAUCCAUCGAACUACGUACAUGCCAAGAUCAUCUCUCAGUCGAACAUAGUAAAAAUGUGACGCUCGAAGAAGAAGAACAGCAGUUACGUGAUGCAAUUCAGCAAUCCAACGAGCAGAUCGAUAAACUUCAACGUUCAUUACAAGAAAUAACUUCACAAAAUGAACAAUUACAAUAUACAGUUAAUGAUUUGAAUAACCAGAACAGUUUAAUCGAAACGAAGUUAUUCGAAACGAUGACAGUUGUUGACCUACGUAACAAAACAUUGAUGGAUUACGAAGAAGAAAUGGAGAAGCUCAAAAGUGAAUUAUUACAAAAACAUAAAGAAGCGAUCGAUAAACAAGCGCAUGUUGACGAAUUGGAGCAAAUUGUUAUUGAAAAAACAGCGGAAGUUGCACAAUUAUCCGAAACAUUAGAAACAGGUUUAGUUAAAAGUCAUCAUCGAGAAAAAUUUGCUGAAGACAAUGCAACGAAAGCCUUGCAUGAUGUGAAAAUCCUUCAACGAGAAGUUCGACAUCUGACGAAGACAUUAACUGAACAAGAACAAACCAAUAUUGCAUUGAAUGAACAACUUCAACAUUUAUCUCAUGAAUUGAAAGUAAAACAAGAUGAAUUUCACAAGACACACAAAGCAUUGAACAAACAAUUAACAAUCAAACAAGAACAACUUGUUCGUUGUGAUCAGAACCUUCAUGAUUUGGAAAUCAAAUCAAAAUACGCGAAAGAAGAAUGCCUAAUUCAAGAGAAAGAAAUCGUUCGUUUGAACAAUGUUCAAGAAGAACAAGAAAACCGGAUUAAGACAUUACAACAAGAUUUAUUACGAGUUCAAGAAGAGAAAGAAACAAUUGCUCUUCAAUGCGAACGGUCCGAAUCGGAAUUACGUAAUACCAAAAUCUAUCGCGAAGAUGAACAACGUCAAUUUACCCAUGAAUUAGAAGAAUUGAAUAGCGAAAUCGCUUCAUUGAAGAGCAAGGAACAUACGCUUUUAAAUGACAUCGAUGGAUUAAAAUCAGAACUUUCCAAUGUUAGAAGCGAACGAAAUGAACUUCAAGAGCAGAACGAAAAGUAUCAAAAUGAACUGGAAAAUAUUCAAAAAUUGCUAUCCAAUGAAACAGAAAUCGGUUCAAAAUCAGUUGCAAAAGUUAUGUUAUUAACACGACAAUUAGAUGAAGAACAAAAACGUGCCACGGAGGCGACACAUCAAGCUGAAGAUUUCAAAAUGCAAUUGAAGAGUACAAUGAUGACCAAUGAUUCAUUGAAAAUCGAACUUAACCAAGCACGAGGACUUGUUCAAGAACAUAUUGCUAAAGAAACGGAUUUAAAAGAAGUUCUUCGCCGAACUGAAUCGUCAUUGGAAGAGGCGAAUCAAUCAUCAGACAGUCGACAACGUGAAAUCGAAUCAUUGAAUCAUCUGCUAUCACGUCUGCAAAUUGAUUAUGAAAAAUGCAAAACUGAUCUAUCAAAAGCACAUGAUGAAAUCGUUCAACAUGAAGUCGAAAAUCAAAUAUUGAAACAACAUUCUACCGACAAAACGAAUGAACUAUCAACAGUGACAAAUCGCCUCCAUCAGGUUCAACAAGACUUUCACUCUUAUGAAAAAGAACAUCGAUAUACAAACGAAGAAUAUUUCGAACGUGAACAACGCUUGAAAACAGUCGAAAACGAACUUUCGACGAUGAUUGGAACAUACGAACAACUCCGAGACGAACACGCCGUUUUAAAUGAAGAAUUAACCAAGCGUCGAUACGAAUUCGAACAAGUAGAAUUAUCCGAUAGUUCACACAAAGAACGAUUGAUUCAAUCAAUGGAUGAAGCGAAGAUCUACAAACGUAAAUUAACUUUACUUGGCAAUUGUUUCAAAACAGUUGUCCGAAAGGCCUCCGAAACGAGUGAACAAUGGGUUGUCAGUACAUCGAAACUUCAUGAACAAAUCACUGAUUUGAGUGAAGAUGCGAAUAAGUUACGUUCACUCGAUGAACGUCUAGAACAAUCAACGAAAAUGUUGACGCUUUUACGUAGUCAGCAUGAAGAUUUACUUCUACAGUUUAUGGCUGUUAAACCAGUUUUAGAAAAAGCGUAUUUAUAUGUUCGAGAAUAUAAACGAAAAUGGUCACAGACGAGCAACGAGAAUCGACAUUUACGAAUGGAAACGAAACGUAUGCGAAGUAAAAUCGAUGAUUUCCAUCGUGCGGAGGGUUUAAUGCAUGGCAAAAUUGACGAACAAGAAGCAACUGUAGUUCAAUUACGUAAAGAACUCAAUACCGAAGCACAAACUCAUUUCGAAGCGGAAACAUUAAUCGAACGUUUGAAACAUACAUUGGAUGAAACUGUUCGUGAGCGUGAUCAAUUAAUUAAAAACAUGGCAAAUGCAACUAAAAAGAUUGAGAAAUUUGAAAACGAUACCGAUGGAUAUAAUAAUGAAAUUCGUUCAUUGCAUCAACAAAUACAGAAAUUUGAAAAACAAUUAGCAAAUACACUUGGACAGAAUGAAGCUUUGCAAAAAACGAUCCAACAGAAUGAAUUAUCGUACCAGGAAAAGAUUAAUGAAUGUGAAUUACUAUUGAUAUCAUUGAAAGAAGCAAAUAAAAAUACAUUAGGUUUAGUUGAACAAAAGAAAAACGAAUUAAAUGCAACACAAUCCGAAAUUCAAGCAUUGAAAUAUCAACAAACAGCAACUGCUUCAAAGUUUGACAAAGUCGAAGAAAUGAAUCAAGAACUAAAGCGACACAUUGCUUUACUUGAACGAUCAAAUGACGAAUACAAACGUCUAUCCCGUAAACGUGAUCACGAACUUGAACAAGUAAAAAACGAACUCGAAAGUUCAAUCAAAAGUACCACGAUAUUAAAUACAAAAUGUGCGAAACAAGAUGCAGAAUUGACUGGUCUUCGUCAGGAAAACGCAUCCUUGACUGAAGAAGUGAAACUCAUGCGUGAAAAUAUGAAUCGUUGUCAAGAAGAACAGAAACGUUUACGAAAAGAUUGUGAUCAAGCAUUAAACUUUAUUCACGAAGGCAUUCCUGAAUUGUGUUUGGAUGAUAGUGAUAGUAAUGGUCGAAAUGGAUCAUUACACGAAAAUUUGAAAAGAAUUCCGGCAUUAAUGCAACAAUUAACAGGCGAUCGAGAUAAUUUGAAGAGUAAAAAUGCCGUAUUACAACAAUUUGUUCGUGGACUUUCGACCGAUCUGAAUGGAUGUCAAAGUGGCCAAAAGAAAUAUAAAAUGCUCAAAGCACAUUCAAAACAGCAGCAAUUGCUAUUAAAUCAAUUGGAAACACAUGUGCGGUUUUAUGAAUCUGUUUUCAAAGAAAAAGGCUUCUUUCCAUCAAUUGAAUAUCCAGGAAAUGCACCUGUAGCAUCAGCACCUGAUGUCAUUGAUAAAACUCAUCAUCGACGAAAUUAA
Adineta ricciae is the source of this 4779-nucleotide messenger RNA. Lineage: Eukaryota; Metazoa; Rotifera; Eurotatoria; Adinetida; Adinetidae. The record is from the annotation of a GenBank genome assembly.